Molecule: messenger RNA, 150 nt
Organism: Brugia malayi
Lineage: Eukaryota; Metazoa; Nematoda; Chromadorea; Rhabditida; Onchocercidae
Exons: 2
Coding region: 1-150 (49 amino acids)
Source: RefSeq, a predicted model, not a curated record
AUGUUUGGGGUUGAAGCUUUGAAAGAUUCGCGAGAAUUCUCAGAAGCCCGUUUCGGUGAUGCUAAAAUCGUACAAGGAGCUAGUGUUGGAAAGCUGUGUAGCUGGUUACUGUCUCAUAUUCAAAAGUUGCAGAAAAUUUAUUCAGAAUAA